Messenger RNA from Cannabis sativa, 1023 nucleotides. Its product is annotated as MADS-box transcription factor 23-like. The transcript has a single exon. Gene Ontology annotation, biological process: positive regulation of transcription by RNA polymerase II. Gene Ontology annotation, molecular function: RNA polymerase II cis-regulatory region sequence-specific DNA binding; DNA-binding transcription factor activity, RNA polymerase II-specific; protein dimerization activity. Lineage: Eukaryota; Viridiplantae; Streptophyta; Magnoliopsida; Rosales; Cannabaceae. Bases 313 to 783 code for a protein of 156 amino acids. The record is from RefSeq and is a predicted model, not a curated record.
UGCAAAAACAGGGACAAAUAAUCAUCCCACUUUCGUUUUCAGACAAAUAAAUAAAAAUCUUAAAAAAAAAAAUAAAACAAUGACAGCUCAGCUGGCCGUUACAGUAGUAGCAGUACGCAAGUAAAGUAGGGACCCCCAAAUCUUGUGUCCAAAUCUGUGAGACAUUCCAAGAGUCAGUCACCCUAAUACCCACCCACUCAAAUAUAUAUAAUCCCAAUCGAUCUCCACUAUUGCCAUACCUCAUUCUCACCAAAUCUUCCUACGUCAACACUUUCAAUUUAUUCCUCCUCAUUCUCACCGAGUGAAAUAAAAAUGAAGCGACAAUUUCGUAUUGAGAAAAUCGACGACAAGCAACGAAGAUUGGUUUCUUUUUCUAAGAGAAAAUCCGGUCUCUUCAAUAAGGCCAAACAGCUUUCUCACCUCACCGGCGCUGAAAUCGCCGUUAUCAUCUUGUCCGAGACCGGUCGUCCCUACGUUCAAGCCUUCCCCACUUCUUCUUCCUUCGAGUCUCUCGUAGCUCCUUUCGUCUCAUCGUCUCCCUCGACUUCCACUGCCGAAGCCACUCAUGAGAUGACCUCGUCGACGACAGAAACGGGGACUUCGACUCAAGGUGAAGAUGUGUUCAAUAUUAACGAUUCGUUGAGAUAUUUAUUGGAGUUCGACGUUGAGAACUGCAACGACUUGAAAGAGCUUGAGGCACUGAAGAAGAAACUAGAAGAAACGAGAAAGAGGACUGCCGUGGCCUUGGAUUUGUCAGUCGCCGAAUAUCUUCUUUCUGACUAGUACCGAUGAUGAGAAAGAACUUUAAUAUUCUUAUCAACUUCUGGUAUUAUUAUUCUCUGUUAAUUGCUAUGAUCAAGAUUAGAGUUUCUUUUUUUGAGGAAGGGUUUAUUUGUUUGUAAUUAGUUAUAUAGCUAUGGUGAUUUUUCAUAUACAUAUAAUUAGGUCAUUGUAAUUAAAUAUUGCUUGGUCAAUUGUAAUGGCUGAUCAUUAAUUCCAAUAUAUAAGGAGUAGAAAUCCAAA